CACGGUGAUUUGCCAUUCACAUUAAGCAUUAACAAAUUUAUGACAAGGUGAAAUUACGAAUAACGAUUUGUUACCGUUUUGGUAAGUGAAGUUUUCGUUACGUAAAGAUCAUGUCGAUCGUAAGUUCAGAAAAGAUGCUAUCUGUUGCGAUAUGUAAUCAUUGAUCUUUCGGUGCCGGGACCGACCUAUAUAUAAACAGACGGAUUUUUUGAGGGUGAAUUCUUCGAGCAACAAUAAUAAUAAUAGCCAAUAAAUGUAGAAAUUUAUCGAAACGGCGAAACAUGAGAGGAAGAAAAUUGAUUCGAACGAAUAUUUCUGAAAUCUUAUGAUCACUAUAUUUAGCUUCAAACGAUACUAAUCAUCUUUCACGGUAAAAGCUUCUCGUACUUUUCCGAGUUAUAAUUAUUGUCGUUUUUAUAUACUCUGGUAUAAAUAUUAUAAAAAAUAACUAUACAAUAAGAAUUAUACAUACAUGCAACAUACGAUAAUGGAUUUGAAAAUAAUUAACUCUUUUAAGAUGACCGUACCCAAGUAAUAUCGUAAUAAUUGUUGAAUUCUACAGGAAUACUCAAGAUACGAGGGGAAAGAAAUGGCAAAUUUUCGGGGAUUUUAUAUACCACCAAUUGGUGCAACCAUAAACGUCGCCUGGGAGACUCUGAAGGCGAAAUGGCCGGAAAACAGCCCAUGCAUGGAACUGAUACGUGGCACUGGCGGGGGUCAGUCGCAAGGUCAACAAAAGCAAUUCGAACAGUUUAACGAGGGUCGUGACAACACUGAAAUGACGGCAAUGAAUGGUGAACAUCCUUACGCGGAACAAAGUAUCGGCGGGAUUGCGGAAGACUCUUUCAGCUACCAGCGCAGCAACGAUAAACCGAGAGGCGGAAGUACGAGCAGCGGUGGCUUCAGCGAAUAUGAUGAUGGCGGGGAAUUCGGGGCUCCUGGAGUCAAAAUCAACGAAUGGCAGGCAGCUUGGAACAUCACAAACGCGAUCCAGGGGAUGUUUAUCGUGAACCUGCCGUUCGCCGUGCUCCGCGGCGGUUACUGGGCAAUAGCCGCGAUGAUUGGAAUCGCCCAUAUUUGCUGCUACACCGGCAAGAUACUGGUGGAAUGUCUCUACGAAUUGGACCCCGCAACGGGGCAGCGUGUCAGAGUGCGAGAUUCGUACGUGGCAAUUGCCAAGGAAUGCUUUGGUCCUACGUGGGGAGCGAGAGCAGUGAAUAUAGCUCAGAUAAUCGAGCUACUGAUGACGUGCAUCCUUUACGUCGUAGUAUGCGGGGAUUUGAUGAUCGGUUCAUUUCCCGAGGGAGCAAUCGACACCAGAAGUUGGAUGAUGCUCAUCGGUAUAUUCCUCAUUCCGUUGGGAUUCCUGAAAUCAUUGCAGCACGUUUCGGUCCUGAGUUUCUGGUGCACCAUGGCCCACUUGCUGAUAAACGCGAUAAUCGUCGGAUACUGCAUCCUCGAGAUCGGCGACUGGGGAUGGUCGAAGGUCAAGUGGGACAUCGAUAUGAAGAACUUCCCAAUUUCUCUGGGCGUAAUAGUCUUCAGCUACACCUCUCAAAUAUUUCUUCCAACCUUGGAAGGAAACAUGAUCGACAGAUCGAAGUUCGACUGGAUGAUCAACUGGAGUCACAUAGCGGCAGCAGCGUUUAAAUCUCUCUUCGGAUGGAUAUGCUUCCUCACGUUUCAGACGGACACGCAACAAGUGAUCACCAACAACCUUCACUCCCCAAGUUUCAAAGGUCUGGUCAAUUUCUGCCUGGUCAUCAAAGCCGUCCUCUCUUAUCCUUUGCCGUAUUACGCCGCCUGCGAACUCCUCGAGCGUGCAUUCUUCAGGGGUCGACCGAAGACACCUUUCCCAACCAUCUGGACCGUCGAUCGCGAGCUCAAGGUUUGGGGAUUGGCCUGGCGCGUGGGCGUCAUAGUCUUUACGAUUCUGAUGGCGAUUUUUAUCCCGCAUUUUGGAAUAUUGAUGGGAUUCAUCGGGUCCUUUACUGGCACCAUGUUGUCGUUCAUUUGGCCUUGCUAUUUUCAUUUGAAGCUGAAAAGAAACUCCAUGGAGUGGGGCACGGUCGCUUAUGACUGCUUCAUCAUUUUUCUAGGCAUUUUAUUCGGCGUUAUCGGCGUUUACGAUUCCGGGUCGGCUCUCAUUGAAGCCUUCGAAAUUGGCCUGCCGUUUUAGAUAUAAUUUUAAUGCGUAGCUACAUAAAUUAUCUUUUUAUUAUUAUAAGGAGAUACCCUUGACUUACACGCACAUAUUCUAGUCACAUUUAUAGGCUACGUGAAUGUCGAUCACGGACAAACAUGAUAUAACGUACAUAUCGAUUAUACCGUACUAGAUCCAGAAGCAAUGUUCUACGGAACCAUAUCAAAGUGAUUUUUGAAACUCACCAUUUCAUUGAUAUUAAGUCCUACCUAUACCU
Messenger RNA from Diprion similis, 2420 nucleotides. It is a transcript of the gene VGAT, whose product is annotated as vesicular inhibitory amino acid transporter. The transcript is spliced from 3 exons. Lineage: Eukaryota; Metazoa; Arthropoda; Insecta; Hymenoptera; Diprionidae. The record is from RefSeq and is a predicted model, not a curated record. Gene Ontology annotation, biological process: amino acid transmembrane transport. Gene Ontology annotation, molecular function: amino acid transmembrane transporter activity. Bases 590 to 2179 code for a protein of 529 amino acids. Gene Ontology annotation, cellular component: vacuolar membrane.